AAACUGAAGACAUGUGGAUUGGCCCAGAUAUGCCUCCAGGGACCUGUGCUGUCUGGAUUUCAUUUAUGUCCACUUACCGGGCGAAGAUAACUACCAAUACUCUACAUUACAGCGCAAACCUUGACUGUCACAUUUCGUGCUUACGUGGCCUGCAAGGCUCAGACUGUCUCAAACAGGAUCGACAGGCGUCCGUUCAUUCUAGUCUUGACGAAAAUUCCACGUCUGAAAUUCACGCGCUACCAACUAUUUUGAAAGACCAGCUGUAAGAAAUCCGAGGGUGACCGAAAUGGCCCAGAUUAAUGUCGAGGGGCAUCUCCUCGAGCGAGCUGCGUUGCUCGAGCAAGAGAAAACCCGUCGGCAUGACUAUGCCUUCAAAACGAGCAUGUCCCCGGUCGCUCGGACUGCGGCAAAGAUUGUUAGACGCAUCCGGGCGGAAGAGUUGCAGUCAUUUUGGACGGGGCCAGCGGCACCCGAAGGCAGUCGAGAUUUGAAAGAAGUAAUGUUUCCUGGCAUGUCCUUUGCCCUGUCGCGAGAUCGGAUGGAGCAAACCUCCAUGUGGAAAAUCGUCGCUGCCAUGCCCAAAGGCUGUCUUUUGCAUGCGCACAUGGAGGCUAUGAUCGACAUUGACUGGCUUCUUGAUCAGGCCCUGGAAAUCCCGGGGUUCUUCCUGGCCAGCCCGGAACCCCUGUGUGCGGAUAACUCGAAAUGCUUCCAGAUAUUUGGAUUUCAUUAUCGCCCCGGGAGGCAAACUCACUGUACGGCAAACAUCUGGCAAUCGAGUUACCUACCCAAUGAGAUGGUGCCGCUUGCCGAUGUAGCUCGCACACAUCCUGGCGGGCUGUCCGCUUUCAAAUCUUGGGCGGCCUCGAGGAUGUCGAUCCAUGAUGAAGAGGCCCUUCAGCAUCACCACGGGAUUGCUGAUAUCUGGAAGAAAUUCACAUUCUGUUUCCGUGCUAUUGGUGGUCUGUUCUACACCGAGCCUAUCUUCCGACGGUGUAUUCCAAGGCUUUUCCAGCAGCUGCAUGAUGACGGAAUCAAAUACGUCGAGCUGCGCAUGGCUCUGGGGCAUCAUCCUUUUUACCGUGAGGGCUCAGAAACAGCCGAUGCUGAUUUCUUGUACUUUUGCAGAUGCUUCCAGGAGGAACUUGAUCGUUACAAAUCAUCCCCCCAAGGGACGGCUUUUUGGGAUGCCAGGAUCAUUUGGACUGCUAUUCGCAGUUUUCCCGAUCAAUCCAUCCAGAAUUCCAUGAUAAAUUGCAUCGAAUGCAAGGAAGCGUAUCCGUCCCUCAUAGCAGGUUUUGAUUUCGUUGGACAAGAAGAUCUCGGUCGACCUUUGAUUGACCUUUUACCGCUAUGUAAGUGGUUCCGGCAACAAUGCAGCGAUAGGAAUCUCCGAAUCCCUUUCUUCUUGCACGCUGGCGAAUGCCUAGGUGAUGGUGACAGCACCGAUAGCAACCUUGUGGACGCCAUAUUAUUAGACUCCCGCAGAAUCGGCCACGCGUUUUCACUAUACAAGCAUCCCCUUCUGAUUGACCUGGUGAAGGAAAAGAAGAUUCUUGUGGAAAUGUGCCCAAUAUCACACGAAGUUCUACGCCUUACAUCAAAUAUCAUGAUGCACCCUAUGCCAGCUUUACUUUCCCGUGGGGUGGCUGUCUCACUCAGCAAUGAUGACCCGGCGGUUCUAGGCCAUGGCAAAAACGGAUUGAGCCAUGAUUUUUACCAGGUCUUGGCUGCCUUUGAGAAUGUCGGCCUCUCCGGCCUUGCAACUAUGGCGGAGGAUAGUAUCAGGUGGGCUGCGUUUCAAGAUGAGACCGAUCUCGAAUGGUUGGAAAGAAUAAAUGAGGGUAGUAAAGGGUUGAAAGCAUCUAGGAUUGCGGAGUGGAGAUCCGAUUUCGAACAUUGGUGUAGAUGGAUAGUUGAAAAUUUUGCCGUACAGAGCCUGGAUGCGGAUUGAUACAGAAGGCAAGAACACUACCCGCAUACUAACUGCAACAACGAAUCCUUUCCAAAUUAUCUGAAAAUGGGCAAUACCAACCCUCGUCUCUACUUGUCUGAUAAGUACGACCUUUGGGCGGCUAGAGGUAAUACGACAUGACAUCUCGCGUCUUCAACAUAUAAUGAGGGUAAACAUACAAUUAUUUCCUCCACACACCCUUCCUUCAUCACAAUAUAAUCCCUAACAAGGCUCCAGACGAUCGAAGAAGUGUAGCAGUCCGUGGCCUCUAUUAUUACAAUCCUGUGACUACUAUAUCGUUCCAAGGUUGAACUGACUGAGUCCAUCGUGAGCCCACAUAUUGGUUCACCAAAGUGGUGAUUCAUACAAGGGUCGUUGAAUUAAAGGCCGGUCAGUGUGGUAGUUAAGGGACGUAAGAUUUACAUCCACUAAGCCAUUUCAUCAGAUAUUGCCUCC
Molecule: messenger RNA, 2410 nt
Organism: Aspergillus ochraceoroseus IBT 24754
Lineage: Eukaryota; Fungi; Ascomycota; Eurotiomycetes; Eurotiales; Aspergillaceae
Exons: 1
Coding region: 287-1954 (555 amino acids)
Biological process (GO): inosine biosynthetic process; adenosine catabolic process
Molecular function (GO): adenosine deaminase activity
Source: RefSeq, a predicted model, not a curated record